Messenger RNA from Dendrobium catenatum, 444 nucleotides. RefSeq names its product putative RING-H2 finger protein ATL71. The transcript has a single exon. NCBI's taxonomy places the organism in Eukaryota, Viridiplantae, Streptophyta, Magnoliopsida, Asparagales, Orchidaceae. The coding region runs from base 1 to 444 and encodes 147 amino acids. The record is from RefSeq and is a predicted model, not a curated record.
AUGAUCUACACCAUCAUCCUCUUCAUCAUCGGCCUUUUCCUUGUCGCAGCUACUAUCGCCUACAUCUGCUAUUUAGGCUGGCAUUACUCCGGUGUUGCCCCUCCCCUUCAGCCCGAACACACUGCUGAGGCUGAGACUGAGACUGAGAUUAGGAUUGACAACGAAAGGCUCAGGACCUUGCCUACGCUCACCGACGUUGAAGCCAGGAGUCAAGAUCCGCGAGCAGUUGUUGCUAGUUGUUGCUCUAUUUGCCUUUUUGACUAUGAGGAGCAAGGGGAGGAUAAUGCAUUAAGGCUUCUGCCGGAGUGCGGCCAUUUAUUUCAUGCUGCAUGUGUGGAUCCGUGGCUAAGGCGGCGACAGACUUGUCCUUUGUGCAGGUCAUUGAUGGGAAAUGAGGCCAUGCAGACGCCUUCAGCCGAGAUGAUUCCAAUUCAAAUUGAAUAA